AUGGUGUCCAGUUUCUUCAAUCUGACAAACGCCAUUGUCGGCGCCGGAGUCAUCGGGCUGCCGUACGCCAUGCGGCAGGCUGGGCUGCUGGUCGGCGUACUGCUGGUCGUCGCAUUGGCAGGCAUCGUGGACUGGACGCUGCGGGUGCUGGCGUACUGCGCGAAGCUGUCGGGCCGCAGCUCGUACCAGGGGAUGGUCGAGUACUGCUUUGGCAAGCCCGGGCUGGUCGCCAACUCGUUCUUCCAGGGCGCCAUGGCGGGCGGGGGCAUGGCAUCGUUUAUUGUUAUUGUCGGCGACACAUUGCCGCAUGUGCUUUCGGCGCUGAUGCCCUCGGUUAGCAAGACCGGGUUCGGCGCUGUGGUGUUUUCACGCCGGUUCGUGAUCGCCUUCUUUGUCAUCUGCAUGGCCUACCCGCUGUCGCUGUACCGGGACAUUGGCAAGCUGGGCAAGACCAGUGCCUUCGCCGUCGUCGCCAUGUGCACCAUCAUCGUGUCGGUGAUCAUCGAGGGCCCGCAGAUCGACCCGGAUCUCCGGGCAUCGCCUGGGACGCCGAUCGCGCUGGCCAACCCUGGGUUCUUCCAGGCCGUGGGCGUCAUCACCUUUGCAUUUGUGUGCCACCACAACAGCUUCAUGAUCUACGGGUCGCUAAAGAAGCCGACGCUGAACCGGUACUUUGAUGUCAUCCACAUGUCGACGGUAAUUGCAGGCAUCGCGAGCCUGGUGAUGGCUGUUUCCGGGUAUAUGUUCUUCAAGGACAAGACCCACGGCAACAUCCUCAACAACUUCCCGCAGGACAACUUUCUGAUCAACAUUGCGCGCUUCCUCUUUGCGCUAAACAUGAUCACGACGUUUCCGAUGGAGACGCUGGUGGCGCGCGAGGUCAUCGACUCGCUGUUCUUCCGCGACCGCGACUUCUCGAUGCGCCGGCAUGUUGUUAUCACCACGGCGCUGUGUUUGGCUGGCCUGAUUAUCGGCGAAACAGUGUGCAAUCUGGGGGUGCUGCUGGAGCUCACUGGCGGCAUGUCGGCGUCGUUCCUGGCUUUCAUCCUGCCCUCUGGCUGCUACCUGCGCCUGUCCUCGGCGCCCAAGCUCUCGCUCAAGAUGAUCCCCCACUGGCUGUGCAUUGCGUUCGGCUUCACAGUCAUGAUCCUGAGCACCGUGCUCAGCAUCAAAAACGCCGCGUCAAACAGAAAUCCGGUGGCCAGCUGCUGGCUGUGA
Molecule: messenger RNA, 1218 nt
Organism: Linderina pennispora
Lineage: Eukaryota; Fungi; Kickxellomycota; Kickxellomycetes; Kickxellales; Kickxellaceae
Exons: 1
Coding region: 1-1218 (405 amino acids)
Biological process (GO): amino acid transmembrane transport
Cellular component (GO): endoplasmic reticulum
Molecular function (GO): amino acid transmembrane transporter activity
Source: RefSeq, a predicted model, not a curated record